AUGAUGCGACCGCGCGACCCCCGCAUCCGACAACGGAUCAAUCAGAUCUCCCAUAACCUCGAGACCGCGAACGAAACCGCGCAAGAGGGGCUUUAUACUUUCUCCCACAACUACAUAUCACCGUGUUUUGAAUCCAUUGGAAAUUGUGUGGCUGCAUGUACAGCACCUUGCCUCCCGAGCCGAGAAGACCACCUAAGGCGGCGACGACGCGGCCAAACCGAAGCCAACUUUGAUUUCUACGACGACUGGGCCAACGAAGAAGACGAUGAUGGAUUAAUUGGAUGGGGUACGGGCGAACUCGACCGCCUUCUUGCUGGCAGUGGGCUGGCGCGCGGAGCUGCUGACCAGCCGCAUCGGCCCAGGAGGAUGAGCUACGGGACACGCAACACUAGGCGCAGGAGCACCGCGCACGUUACGGAUAACCAUGCUGACCCGACUGUGAUUCCCAGCUCUUCAUUACUCGGCUUCCUCGAGCGCUUUCCGUGGAGAUUCGGUGCCAGAGGAGUCAAGUAUCGGCCUUCGGCUGCUGAUCUCCAAGAACACCCUGGCGCCCGGCGCUAUGCGCACGAAGAUGAGCCGAGGAAUCGCAGUGCGACCCAAUCUUCCCGCGGAACGGACAAUUCCCUUAGCUCGCGCGGGGAUCUAUUCCCUAGUGAUGAGGAGGAAGAUGCAGUGCCCCUUGAUGAUGAGUUUGCGCUUGCUUUUGGGCGCCGGGGAACGGGCUUGGAAUCAGAUGAUCAGUCUGGGACGAAAUCUGAAAUUGUACAGUCUGCAUCUGCGUCCAGCCUGGGUGGCGCGUCCUCCAAAAAGACAAAACGGAAGAAGAAACGAUCCCCAAAGCGAUCGCCAAGUUACAAUGACGCAACUGUUGCCCAAAGUGUCGACACACCAUCAAUGACAGACUUGAAGACUGAAGAGGAGCGCGCGGCAUUGGAAGAAGAAGCGGAUAUUGCGAGGCGACGGCUUGCUGCACACGAGCUGGCUUUGAGCCGAGGCCUUGAUACGGGAGGUGCCUGCUACAACAUCCACUACUCCGAGUCUGCGAUCACAAGAACAAUUCAAUACCCCGAGAAGGACAUUCAGCGAGGCAUCAAGCCGCCGGAUGUCCGACAACCAAACCGAGCCCUUCCCGCGCCUAUCUAUGUCACCUUCAUCUUUGGCCAUGGAUUCUCCGGGCUUAUCGAAAGCCUCGCCAAGGGCUAUGUCUCCCCACGAGCUUGGUGA
This is a messenger RNA of Penicillium mononematosum, 1224 nucleotides long. RefSeq lists its product as uncharacterized. NCBI's taxonomy places the organism in Eukaryota, Fungi, Ascomycota, Eurotiomycetes, Eurotiales, Aspergillaceae. The transcript is spliced from 3 exons. The record is from RefSeq and is a predicted model, not a curated record. Bases 1 to 1224 code for a protein of 407 amino acids.